Messenger RNA from Toxorhynchites rutilus septentrionalis, 1561 nucleotides. RefSeq lists its product as uncharacterized. The transcript is spliced from 2 exons. Bases 19 to 408 code for a protein of 129 amino acids. NCBI's taxonomy places the organism in Eukaryota, Metazoa, Arthropoda, Insecta, Diptera, Culicidae. The record is from RefSeq and is a predicted model, not a curated record.
GAUAUAAAGUAACUGGUCAUGGCGCAAGCCAUUUUCAGUCGGGAAUAUUUUGUUAAAAUGAAACAAUUCAGUUAUAUUUUGCUCUCGGGGGUUGUCCUGCUUGGGUUUUUGCAAGCAAACAGUGGCUAUACGCUCACUCGCGUCCAUCGCCAAUCGGGUUCCCCAGCGGAAAGUGAAACUGAAGGAAGCGACAGUCGAGCAGGGAUUCCUGGACUGAGUGAAAUUCAAGCAGCAAUCGAUGCGGCCCAAUUUUUGAUCUCGAUUGGCCAGCAAGUGAUCCCUGCUAUUCUGCAGAGCCUGACAUCGCAAGCGACAAUGGAUCGCAUGAGUGAAUCUCAACGAACGCAGCUGUUCGAGAUCAUCCGAAAGGGCAUUGAAGUAAUGGCCAUGAACCAUCAAAUGCUAUAGUGCCUUAGAUUUUUAGAAUACUUGUACUACAUUUUCCUACUUAAUAUCCAAGUACAUAUUCCGGGGACACAAAGUUGAAUGAGUAGCAUCAUUUUAUAUUCCAGUGCAAUGAACAUCUUCUUGUUACAGAUCACACGCAAUUGGUUCACUUCCAAAUAUAUUGUUGAAUUCGGAAGAACAGUGAAAAGAUGUUUAUCCAAAGUACCUAAAAAAAAUUUUCAAACAAUUUGUGGAUACGACCAAUAAUCCUAGUGGAUAGAUGGCUUAGCAAUCAAUAACGAACAAGCAUAUAACUCUUGGACAUUUUGUCUUUCGAAUGGAGUGAUUAGAUUCAAAACUUUGCACUCCAAGCGUCACACUCUCAUUUUCGAUACUUUGAACUUACACCCCGGUACAGAAAUGAAAGUCCUACGUCAAAAACUGAUAAUUGGUAGAAGCCAAUUCUGAUGAGAAAGCCGCAUGAGAUAGAACUUCCCAACUGAGUGCUUCCGAAAAAAUGAUCCGAUGUUGUUUCUAGAGGUGUAUAAAUUUUUAGUUUUCUCGAUUAAGGAUUUAUCGUUGGGGCAUUCUACAAUGAUCGAUUCAUCCGAAUAAUUAUCAUUAAGUAUUCGAUUAAUCGAACGAAUAUUUGUUGCACAGGCAUCUAUAAGGCCUUGUUCUCACUGCAGCGGGGCGUCAGCGUGGCUUGAGCGUGGCGUGUGACGCUUACGAUUAAUCGUGUGUGUUCUUUGUAUUUGUUUCGUUUGUUUUGAUCUUUGUUACGUACAAAGAUCAAAACAAACGUAGAUCAAUUCACUUAUCAGACUGUUUGGCGCUUCACUGACACGAUUCUUAGAAUACAUUUGAAAAAAAAAUAACAAUUCAAUACUGAAGUUAAAUGUAUAGCGGUGACAUUUGAAAGCAUAAUGACAGCUGAACAUGGCCGACAACGCAGAAAUCCGGAUUUUUUGAUUUUCGGGCAUCAAUAUCGUGACAUUUCAUAUGGAUGCAUGAUAUUGACGUUUUACCUCACGGACUUCCAGACUGAGCUGCCAGAUUUGCAAGCGGACAUUUAAUUUUUGUUAGCCUUUUUUUGCGAUUGCAAUUAAAAUUUAUAAACUUCUGAAAUUGUAGGAAUCAUAAAUGAAAGCACUACAGGUCUGUCCAAUCAGAA